Molecule: messenger RNA, 4465 nt
Organism: Drosophila sulfurigaster albostrigata
Lineage: Eukaryota; Metazoa; Arthropoda; Insecta; Diptera; Drosophilidae
Gene: ich
Product: ichor
Exons: 3
Coding region: 1191-3095 (634 amino acids)
Biological process (GO): embryonic hindgut morphogenesis; embryonic pattern specification; regulation of transcription by RNA polymerase II
Cellular component (GO): nucleus
Molecular function (GO): DNA-binding transcription factor activity, RNA polymerase II-specific; RNA polymerase II transcription regulatory region sequence-specific DNA binding
Source: RefSeq, a predicted model, not a curated record
ACCGUUGACGUCUUCGGAUUUGUGCGAUUCUUGUUGCGCAGUAAAUUGUGUUCAAAGCGUUCGUUUUGUUUCGCGUGAUUCCGCUGUGCGGACGUGGACUCUCUCACAUAGACACAAACACACACACACAUACAGCAUUCGUGUAUAUGUAGUAGUUUAAAGCAUAACAACAAGAGCAAGCAAACAGAAAUUGGAACAACCAAUAAAAGAAGUGACCAGUUCAACAACAAUAAAGUGUGCAAAAACAACAAUUGCAACUAGUUCAACAAUAGUGGCAACAAAUUGGAAAAUAAUAAUAAUCAACAGUGUUUAAUAUGUCUAAAAUGCGUUACAAAAAUUGUGAAAAUGGUUGACGAAAAUGCCAAGAGCAAAACAACAGAUUGCUCCAGAUUGUAUUUAACAAUCGAAUAAUACAAAAAAUAUAUAAAGAAAAUAUAUACAUAUAUAUUUGAAAGAGUGCAAGUGCAAUCGAGAUCAAUAAGUGUGCAAUAUUGAAAACAAGCAAAGGAAAUACACAAAAAAGUUAAAAUUCAAAUCAACAAUUAUAACAAAGUUAUUCUCUAUCCGUCCACAACAAAACAAACAAACAAACAAAAAUAUAUAAUCGACAACAAACCCAGAACGCUGUUGUAAAUAUUUUCACAUCAAAAAGCAAAAUAUUACAAUAAUCACCAUCUCGAUAUUCCCGACGUCGUCCAUUGUACAUACAUAUAUAUACAAUAAAAGAAAAACAGAAACAGAAAAAAAGAAAUCAAAACAAAACAAGAUAUAUAUAUACUAUAUUGAAAACAAGGAUUAUAAAAAAUAUCGAAAUAUAUAUAUAUAUAUACUAUAUACCCACUCGUACUACUCCCCGUUCAUUACUUUAUGCAUAUAUAUUUAUGUCUUCCUCCCAUUCUUUUUGAUUCUCGUAUAAAACGCAUUUGAAAGGAUUACAAAACGUAGCUCGAACAAACUGUACAAGGAUUAUUAAAAAAGCAACAAGAUAAAAUUUCUAAAGAAACUACAAAAUACAAAAAUCCGUAAACAACAACAACAACAAUCAUCUUAAACAAUCUGUUUGUUUGUUAACAAGAUGUUCAACAGCUGAAUGCUGCAAUUUCGUAAAUCUUCAACUGGUACAUCUUUAACUUUAUACACACCAAACAGCAGCACAAACAAUUCCUGUCCAACGCCCGGGUCAACUGACAAUGAAGUUGUGCAGCAUGAACGGGCCAAGUGAAUCAGAAGUCGAAAGCCUACUGAUGAGCCCCUGCUGGGGACCCACGCAGACCAGCAGUCAGGAUCAGUAUCUGCUCGAUGGCCACAAGUUGCUGCUGGAACACGAUCUGGACUCGCUGCCCAGCGACACGGAUCAAAAGAACUCGCUCGAUGUGCUCGACAAUCUGCUGUUGAACAGCUCGUCACUGAAUGCGUUGUCCGAUUUGAAACCUUUGCCUCCAUUCACCGGAUACACGGGUCAUUUGUCGAUCAAUGGGAUAUCGGGUCAUCAUUAUCAUGCGAUUGCCCAGCGGCUGCCGGAUGAGAGCAACAACAAUUACAUACAGAGCGCCUACCAUCAGCAUCAUCAUCAGCAGCAGCAGCAGCAACAACAACAGCAGCAGCAGCAACAUCAUCCGCAUCAGCAACACCAGCAAUCGAACAACAGCAAUCCCACGUCCACAACGGCGGCCACAACCUGCAGCGGGACAGGCGGCAAUGGAGGUGGCGGUGGCGGAGGGGGAGGAGGAGGAGGCGGUGGCGGUGGUGGCUCCUCGCAGGAGCACAACAUUGUGUCGUCAUCCACCUGCCUGCCCGAGAGCGUGCUCAGCGCCGAUGCGGAUGCCUGCCUCAGCGAUGUGAAGCUCUUCGCCGAUAGUCAGUUAGAUUCAAAGCUUUACUCCGUAGCGGAUAGCUGUGUUAUGAACGCACCCGUCAACAGCAACAACAACAACAAUAACAACUCGCUGGCCAGCAGCGGAUCGACACUGACGCCCAUCGAUCAUGUGGCAGAUUCGUUGCAUGGCAGCGGAGUGCGCAUCUUCAAGGAUCUAACCGAGUACGUGGACAUGAACAGCAUCGAUGACAUUGCGGCGAUCAUUGGCUCGGCGAUAGCCGACACCACAGUCUCCAAUCAGCUGGACAAGGAUGAGGGCAACGAUACGCGUGACAGUUGGAUGGAUCUGGAUGCCUGGAUCGAUGGCAAUUGCAUACAGCCGGAGGGCAAAGUGCUCGUCUCGCAGCAGGAUACGCUGAGCGAUUUCAUGCUGCCGCAUUCGCCGCUGCCGGUGCACGCGAGCAGCUCCACGUUGCAGAGCCUGCUCAGCCAUGGCUACAUGCCGCUGCUGCAGAAUCGUCUGCAGCAUGGACCGCCUGGCGCGGGUUCGGUGAGUGGCAAUGGAUCGUCGUCGACGACGACGGCAACGCUGAAGAGCGAGACGCCAAGUUCUACCUCAUAUUGCAACGAGUUGUCGGCGGCCAGCAGCAGUUGCAGUCCGCCUGGUUCGGUGGUCAGUACGACGGACAACAAUCUGAUGAUCAAUCCGCGCUAUCUGACCAACAACAACAACAGCAAUCAGAGCCAGCAGCAGCAGCAGCAACAGCAGCAGCAACAACAGCAACAGCAGCAACAGGCAACAUAUCAGCUGACGCCGAAUGGCGGACUGUCGGGCACCGGACUUAAGGACAACGGACUCUGCAGUCCGGAUAUGCUGAGCAGUUAUCCGCACACCACAAGCACAACAACAGCGCCGACGGGAACGCCGAAAGCGAAACGUUCGCGGGCGCAGAAAAAGUCGAGUCAACAGCAGCAACAACAACAGCAGCAGCAACAACAAUCGGGGCAAGGUGAUGUGCCACAGAUGAGCGCCAUGUCGCCGUCGGGCGUGGCCAGUUUCAGUGCCAGCGAUCUGAGCGGACUGCUGGGCAAGGAGAAGCCGGUGCAUCGAUGCAGCAUCUGCAAUCGGGGCUUCCUCAACAAGUCAAACAUCAAGGUGCAUCUGCGCACGCACACCGGCGAGAAGCCCUUCCGCUGUGAUGUGUGUGCGAAGGCGUUUCGCCAGAAGGCGCACUUGCUGAAACAUCAACAGAUGCAUAAGAGAAUUGGGCGUGACUGACCACAGCGGCCACAUGCACAUUCCGCUCGCCAAUAGCAAAUCAAGCAGCAAAUAUACGUUUAUGUUUUCAGCCACGCAGAAUCCAAAAAAAAAAAAGAAGAGAGAAACUUUACUUAAAACAAAAAUCGCCCACAAUGCAUUGGAUGGCCAGCAAAGCAUAAAAGUCACAGUUGUAGAUGCUGCAGUGCAUCAUCUGCAACUGCAACUGGACUCACUUUGCUGGACAACAUUUGCUGCCCUGGGCUAUGCUAGAGAAAGUGCCCGCCAAUGUCACUCGGUCACCAAAAACACACACAAAACUGAAAACCAUGUCCGGGUCUUUGGGAGCGGCAGCUUCUCGUGUAUCGCAUUGCUUGACCAAUGCCAGACUGCAGAGAUAUAGAGUAUAUAUCUGCAGUCUGAGUUUGCCAUCGCCUGAAAGGUGAAGCAAUGUCAUACACACAGCAUUUUGAUAUAUUCGUUGUUGUUGGUUGCUUUUGAUCUCUUUGAAUAGUCAAUAUACGGGAAAAAGGGUUUUUUUGGGGGGUUAAAAAGAUGGGCAUUAUAAGUAAAGAAGUAGUUCUAAAAAAGUUACACUUUAUUGUGGGGUCAAAUACCUUUUUGUAUUGUUUGCAUUAUGGAAUAUCAACCUACUACCUCCACAGUUCCAUUAAGUUUUCAGCAAUAGAAGAAAUAGGUCAGAAAGUAAUAUAAACAUCAUCUUUAAAUUCUAGCUAUAAAAUGAGACAACACUUUAGUGAGACAACUAAUAUAUAGAUAUUUUUGUAGUUUGGCAACUUGUAAACCUGCACAAACCUAUUAAUUACACCCCAGUUACAAUGUCUAGAGCCAGCCAGAGUUGAUUGCUGUCAAAGAGACCACAAGCAAUGUAAGAACAACGAAGCGUCCAAUUGUCUUUUUGCAACUGUUGUUCUGUUUUGAUGCAAAACUGCGCGCUUCGUGCACCUUAAAGAGACGACACACCUGGCACAGGUAUAAACACACACACACCUAGAUGAUAUAUGAUAUAUAUAUAUAAAAAUACUUACACACAUAAGUACAUAAGUACUAGAUAAUAGUUAAUGUCUAGCUAAAUGUUUUGUCAAGUAAGAAUUUUGUAUAAAUUAUGUACCUCAUUGUGUUGAAAAACUUUAAACAUAAACAAGACAAAAAAUAAUAAUGAAAAAACACGCACACAUCAUAGAAGCAAUACAAUUCUAAAUUAAUAUGAUUAAAUAAAUGUACAAACGAGUAAGAAGAGUAAACAUUAAUUUUAAAAGCAUAUAUCUUUUUAUAUGUAUUUAAUUUAAGUUGUAGCGGGCUUGGCAAAAUAAUAAUAAUUGUUAAACAUUUAGCAUAAACAAGAAUUAAAACACACACACACACAUACA